AACGGCGUGUCGGUCACCCUGCAACUGGCCCGAACUUCGUGCGAAGCAAAUACUAUGACCUCUUAAAUUUUUCAUUUUUCAUUAAAUUAAAAGUACGCGGAACUAAUCCGCCAGACUUUGAAUAGAAAUAAAAAAUACCUUCAAAUUUAAACUGAUUAAGAUUUUACACACAUGAAGAAAUCUUCAGUUUCGGCCGAAAAUUUAUUCCGUAAAAUAAUAAUUAAUUUUUGUGUAUUAGGUGAAUCAGUUUCCAAAACACCUUAUUUAAAAUCUCGGUUACAGGUUCGAUCACAUUGGAAGACAUUGUAUCUAAAGCUUGGAAAAUUUUGUUUAACUUAAUUAAGAAAAAUACCAAAUAAAGUAAUUUUGUGAAUUAAUUCUCUGCCUGCUGCAGAGUUUACAGUUUAAGAAGUGUCUGAGUUUUGUUUGCAAUUGAAAGGUUGUCCGAUCGACGUCAAUGCAACGACAUGAUGAAGUAGUAGCCAAUGGCAUUUCUGAGCUCGUCACAGAUUAGCGAUGUGUGAUCAUUUUAUGAGUCAAUGUUCAGAUAAUUUGUGGCCUGUGAAUGUGUUCCGAAAUUUUCGAAUAAUAAAUAUGAACUAUUAAUUAAAUCCUACGUGAGAAUGUGGAAAUUCUUGGUCUUAUAAACAGUUCCACAAGAACCAUGGAACGAACUAGAACUAAUUAUAGGAUUGGCAGUGAUUUCAGUAUCUGUUUUGAAAUUUGGAAAUCCGGCUAAUGCUUUUAAUGAAAUGGACAUCAUUAUCCAUCAUGGACUGCAGUAUAAUGUAUGCGCUUAUGUACAAUACUGUUGUUACAAACGUUAUAUUAAUGUUCAAUGAACGUAACACACUACAAUUUACUUCGACGAAUUGUUGGACUUACUUAUAAAAGGAGUGUUUUUGUUUGGGACUCAAAAGUACACGUGAUAUAGUUCUUUAUUUAUUUAAAAUAUAUGAAAUUAUUGUGGUGUAAUCAUGUGUAAGUGUGUCAUUGGCUAUCAUCUCACUUGAAAUAUGACAGUGAACUCUAUGUUUGUGCUUAGGUAUAAAUAAACGCUGUGUUAUGAUUCUUCAAUUUACACUUCAAUGGUCUCCAUUCUUACAUGAAAUGUUACCAGAUUUGUGAAAGUGACAUUAUGUAAUGACAUAAUUGCGUUUGUGUUCAUUAUAAGAGAACUUUCUGAGUAUGUAGUUAAGACUGCAGAACAUUUCAGAGCUGUAAUACUAAAGCGAAGGAAGUGUUUUAUUUUGUGGUCAGAAACUCAGUAAUUUCCAGUAUUUCGCGGAACUGAUAACAUUGUCAGUCAGCACACCGGGAUCAUUUAUUCUCAUAUCAGAAUCAAUUUUAAUUAACAGAAUAUUACGGUGUCGUUUUUAUGACAGCCCUCAAUAUUUUAACAUUGUUUAUCUUCAAAGAUAAAUGUUUGGUUUUCAACUGAACCUAUUGUUAAUUCCAGUGAAAUCUAAUUAACUUUUAAUGCAUUGAUAUAAGUCUACGGGAAUAAUUAACAAGGCAGGGGAUUAGGGUUUUUCUUCAUUGUGGUUAGUUGUGUCUGUAAGUCAACCACAAGUGAUUCGAGAGCAUAAAGAACCGAUGUUGAAAUAUUUAUGUUUGAUGUAUUUUACGUAAGUGGUUACUCUUUGAAAUAUCUUACCGUGUAUACAUGAAAAAUGCUUGGCACAUCUUGAGAAAUUGAAAGUUAGUUAACUUUAAAACAGUAGCGUAUUUGAACAACUGCCUCGAGUGUCUAUAUACAUUUCAUCUGAUUUUACAGGGAUCGCAGGAAAAUGAAGCAAUUUUAUAUUUAUAAAUUUGCGUAUAUGAAAGACUGUGACACGUGUUAUGACCCAAUUCUCGUGAUCCUAAACAGAAGUUCAGAACGCGUAGCAACUUGAUUGUAAUAUGUUUUUCGCCUUUGAACUAUUGUGUCAUGUGUUCAGAAACUUUUCAUGUGGUUUUGAGCAGCUUUCGUGGAAAACAUAUAAUGUUGAGUUGUAUACAUUUGCAUGUUCAAACAGUUUCAUCAGAUGUUCUGAUACGUUUCGUGUCAUUUUGAAGAGUGUUCUGAACGCCCAUACUGUGAAACAGUCGAUUUAUACAUACAAGCGAAUGGUGUAGUGAAAACAGAAACGCCAUGGACCCCAGCUUCAAUGACAGUUAUAAGGAUAACUUCACUUUCAACUUUACCUGCAACAACGGACCAGGCGGUGUUGACACCUCCCCUUACUAUCAAGCAGCAGUGUACAUAAUGUACUGUUUCAUCUUCUUGUUUGCGUUGGCUGGCAACAGCCUUGUAUGCCACGUAGUGAAGUCCUGUCCCCAUAUGAGGACCGUCACUAAUUACUACAUUGUCAACCUUGCUGUGGGGGACAUUCUCAUGGCACUUUUCUGCGUGCCAUUUUCUUCUGUUUCCACUUUGCUGCUGCAGUACUGGCCCUUCGGAGCCGAAAUGUGUCAGAUCGUCAGCUAUUCCCAGGCUGUGUCAGUAUUUGUGAGUGCAUACACCUUAGUGGCCAUCAGUGUGGAUCGCUACAUGGCCAUCAUGUGGCCACUGAAACCCCGAAUUAGCAAGCGACAUGCCAAGCUGACUAUCGGAGUAGUAUGGAUCGUGGCGCUGGGGACAGCACUGCCCAUCCUGUUGCUCUCGAGCCUGAGCCAGCCGAAUCCUUGGUACGAAGAGUGCGGGAGGUUUGUGUGCGAGGAAAAGUGGGACAACGCUCAAUACCGCUACUGCUACACCAUGAUGCUAAUGUUGCUGCAGUACGUGGUACCACUGUUGGUGCUGGUCUUCACUUACACGAGGAUAGCCAUCGAGGUCUGGGGGAAGAAGACCCCAGGAGAGGCAGAGAACACGCGAGAUCAGCGCAUGGCCCGCAACAAGAGAAAGGUUUGUCAUAUCAGCACGUAA
Cryptotermes secundus is the source of this 2911-nucleotide messenger RNA. Its product is annotated as RYamide receptor. The record is from RefSeq and is a predicted model, not a curated record. Gene Ontology annotation, cellular component: membrane. Lineage: Eukaryota; Metazoa; Arthropoda; Insecta; Blattodea; Kalotermitidae. Gene Ontology annotation, molecular function: neuropeptide Y receptor activity. Gene Ontology annotation, biological process: neuropeptide signaling pathway. Bases 2138 to 2911 code for a protein of 257 amino acids. The transcript is spliced from 3 exons.